This is a messenger RNA of Adineta steineri, 429 nucleotides long. The record is from the annotation of a GenBank genome assembly. NCBI's taxonomy places the organism in Eukaryota, Metazoa, Rotifera, Eurotatoria, Adinetida, Adinetidae.
AUGCCAGGAUUGAUUGUACAAUUCGUGCUCCUUUUUAUAACUUGUACAGGCAGUUCUUCAGGAAGUAGCUCGUACAUUGAUGCAUAUACAUCUGCUGCUAGUGAUGUAUUGGGUGUGGGUGCUAUCGUCGCUAUUGUGGUUGGAUGUCUUUCCGGUCUGGGUGUAUUUAUUGCCAGCAUUGUAGUAUUAUGCAUCCUGGCCAAGAGACAAAAACGAGCUCGAAUAUGGGCUAUUCAAGCACAACAGCAAGCUAUGAAUCAGUCAAGUAUCAUUAAUGGUACACAACAACAACAACAACAACAACAACAACAACAGUGGCCACCUGCAACUUAUCAGAAUCAGUAUCCCUUUGUUGUUAAGACGAAUUAUGUUAAUCCACAAUAUCCACCACCAUAUUCCUCAAUCCAAGCUCCCAGAAUACAAACCUAA